AUGUCGUCGCUGCUCACAAGUAGGAUUGUCGUCGGCUAUUGUGGUAUUGUGACUCCGCCUUCCCGAGACGAGCCCACGGCCGUAGUUGCUCGUCUCCGAGUCAAGCGAACACUGCCGGUCGAAACGAGGACACCCUUCGACUCGUCACGCCGCCUUGUGCAACCUCCGUCAGUGUUCGACCCUCCGCCGCUAGUGCCCGACAAAUCGCGCGAGCUCCCACCGCCCUUGGCUGAAGUCACGGCUGUUCGCGGAGUCUCCGACGGUGCUGCACACGGGGCUAUUCAAACGCGGCCGGAGGUGCUCGAGUACACCGGCAAAGGGCUCGCGAGGGUGGCUAGUCGCGGCUCGACGGUGGCUGGGACGAAAUUCUUCGGCGGUGACUGUUCACUGCUGCCCGCGGCUGGCUCCCGGCGAGGCGGGCGGACGUCGACGGCUAUUCACGAUGGGUUGCUGCGAUUGAAGUCGUCGGACAAUCUGUGCAACGAGGGCCUGCUACUCGUCCGUACGGGGUGGCUGAGAUGCCAGCGAGAAGGAAGACUCGCGACCUGGUUGACGGAGAUGCUGGGUUUGCUCGGCAGUGCUUCUUGCGAGUUCUCGUCGAUGGCAGAGGUGAAGGUUGAUCGUCGCUCGAACGCCAGCAGGGGUUCGGUUUCUCGGACGAGAUAUCGGCGGCUGACGGGGUCCGUCGGGCUUUGA
Molecule: messenger RNA, 696 nt
Organism: Striga asiatica
Lineage: Eukaryota; Viridiplantae; Streptophyta; Magnoliopsida; Lamiales; Orobanchaceae
Source: the annotation of a GenBank genome assembly